Molecule: messenger RNA, 1590 nt
Organism: Helianthus annuus (common sunflower)
Lineage: Eukaryota; Viridiplantae; Streptophyta; Magnoliopsida; Asterales; Asteraceae
Product: transcription factor TCP5
Exons: 2
Coding region: 461-1411 (316 amino acids)
Cellular component (GO): nucleus
Molecular function (GO): sequence-specific DNA binding; DNA-binding transcription factor activity
Source: RefSeq, a predicted model, not a curated record
AAAAUGUGAUCACUAAAGGCUAGACUAGUUCUCACUAACCAGAAUGUUCAGUGUGUGGUAUGCGCCUGUGAAACUUGCAUGUCGGCUGACACACACCAUAUGAUCGCAUAAUUCGCCUUUACUUUCUUGUGCAACAUGGUGAGAUUCUAAAAAUAUUAUCUUCACAUUUACAAAAUGAAAUAAUAAGAGUAUAUUGGAAAGUUCAAGAAUUAUAUAUAUGUGACAUAGACAGAUGCUUCCUUUUGUUGCAAUAAUUGGAAGUCAGGUUUUUAUACAGCUUGCCGAAGAACUUGCAUACAGAUCGAUUCAAUUCUUCAUCAAUUCAACUCCAUUUGGAGACGAGCUUUUCUUCUAACUACACAAGAAACUUUGCAAUUGAAUGCUGCCUGAUCUGCAGUACCAAAAGCACAUGACAGUUUUACUCAGUUUGUGUGUUUAGCCAGAUGAUGCAAAAAGAAAGAUGUUCAACAAUACAUCAGGAAGAAAAGACUUUCAAGCAAAGCAAGAAGGCGAUAACAAUGAGCAGAUCAUGUUACCAAAGUAUACAACAACUUCAAGACAAUGGGCAGGUUUGAAGAACCCAAGGAUAGUAAGGGUAUCCAAGGCUUUUGGAGGUAAAGAUAGACAUAGCAAGGUUUGCACAGUAAAAGGAUUGCGAGACCGAAGAAUUCGGCUUUCUGUUCCUACGGCUAUUCAGUUGUAUGAUCUUCAAGAUAAGCUAGGGUUAAGCCAACCUAGCAAGGUCAUAGACUGGCUGCUUGAUUCAACCAAAGAUGAUAUUGAUCAGCUGCCACCCCUCCCGAUGUUGUUUGGAGAUCAUUUUAAUCAAUUCCAUCCAGUACUACCAACAACCUUAAUUCCUCAAGAUUUGAACUCACCUCAAAUUUCUUUCUCUCAACUUCUUAAAGCUCAAAAUCCAACAUUUGUGAAAGAUGACAUCAAUGGAGAUCAUCAAAGAAAGAAAGGAAAAGAAGCGCUAGUCGAAAACAAGCCAUACGAACACGAAAAUGGAGGUUUGAACUUUUUUCCUAUACCUCAAUAUUCUUAUAAUUCAGGAUUGUUUCCAUACAACCCUUAUUCUAAUUGGGAACCUUGUUCAAAUGUUUCAAUACCUCAAUUUGGAAACCAAGGACUAGUUUCCUCUCAAACUGAUUCUUCAAUGACCCUCCCAUCUGCAUCCCAGUUAUUGUUGGGUCCUCCUACUGCCAUCACACCUUCAGCUUUCCCUCCAUUUAUCAUGCCUAAUUUAGGAGAGAAUCAUGAUCUUGCUAGACAAAAUAAUUACUUCCAUUUGUUAAGCUCAAGUUCCCAACAUGUACCACCAAAUUCGCUCAUGCCAUUCUUUAACCUGAGUGAUUCUCAUGAGAAAGUACCCUUUGGUUUGGAUGCACAUAACAAAAAUGAUAGGUGAUCUUCUUUAAUCGAGAUGACAAAGACAUGAUUUCAUAUCCUUCAUAGUUUUCAUUAUCCGAUACAUAUAUACAAUUUCUUGUAUUUAAUAUUAAGGGUGUGUAAUAUAUCCAUACAGAUUUAUGCAGGUGUUUGAACUCCUUGAUGUUGUGGUUAUAUUUGUUUAGAUUCCCUUUCAAA